Molecule: messenger RNA, 1191 nt
Organism: Neoarthrinium moseri
Lineage: Eukaryota; Fungi; Ascomycota; Sordariomycetes; Amphisphaeriales; Apiosporaceae
Exons: 3
Coding region: 1-1191 (396 amino acids)
Source: RefSeq, a predicted model, not a curated record
AUGGAGGGCGUUGAGACUUUGAUGAACAAAGCUGUACAAGAUGGCACUAUACUCGGGGCCGUGCUCCUUGCAAAGGAUAAAUCAGGAAAUGUGAAUUACUACAAUGCCUUCGGUAGCAGGACGGUCGUGCCGGAAGAGAAGCCCAUGGAGAAGGACACUAUCUUCCUUAUGGCAUCGAUGACCAAGCUCAUGACCACCAUCGCAGCCCUCCAAGUUGUCGAGCGCGGGCUCAUCAAGCUCGAUGACGACGUCACGGGGCUUCUCCCGGUGUUGGCCAAGCAGGAGGUCCUGACCGGCUUCUCGGAGGACGGGAAGCCCACAGUGGAGAAGAGGCGGAAACCCAUCACCCUCCGCCAGCUUCUGACACACAGCUUCGGCGGUGCUUACGACUUUCUCAGCCCGGAUAUUGUCAAGUACAGGGAGUACCACAAAAUCCCCGAAGGCCCGCGCACCACCAUUGACGAGGCCUUCGGCACGCCGCUCCUGCACCAGCCCGGCGAAGGCUGGCUUUACGGGCCGGGGCUCGACUGGGCGGGCCAGGUUGUAGAGAAGCUGACGGGCACCACGCUGGAGGAGCACAUGCAGCAGAACAUCUGGGGCCCGCUCGGCCUGCGGGACAUCACCUUCUGGCCGGAGGCGCGUGCCGACAUGCAGCCGCGCCGGGCCGCCAUGGCGAUCCGGGACGCGGCGACGGGCAAGGCCGUGCAGUCGCGCAAGCCCAUCAACAUCAGCGCCGGGCUCACGCAGGCCGCCGGCGGGCAGGGCGCGUUCGCGGGCCUGGCCGACUACCUCGAGAUCCUGCGCUCGCUGCUGGUCGACGACGGGCGGCUGCUGCGCCGCGCCACGACCGAGGCCAUGUUCCGGCCGCAGCUGUCGCCCGCGGCCAAGGCGGCGCUGCUCGCCAACUUCAAGCACCCGGAGUGGGCGGUCGGGCACUUCCCCGACACCGAGGAGUACGACUGGGGUCUCGGGGGUAUCCUGAUCGACGGGGACAAGCACCCGUUCCGCAAGCGGAAUGCCAUGUUAUGGAGUGGCAAUGCUAAUUUGUCUUGGUUCCUUGACCGUACCGCAGGGGUUUGUGGUGUGUUCGGCACCCAAUUACUACCACCUGCGGACCCGCAGAUCGAGGAGCUGAUCAAGGCCUUCGAAGAAGGGGUGUAUAGUCUAUCAGGAGCAAAGACUAAACUGUAA